AUGAAGUCACACGGGUCCUUGGCCUGCCUCCUGCUGGCCCUGUGCCUGGGCAGCGGGUCUGCUGGCCCACUGCAGGGUGGAGGGGAGAGCGUGGGGCAAGGGCUGGGAGACGCUAUUAGCAAUGGAGUUGGGGAGGCCAUUGGCCAAGGAGCCAAGGAGGCAGCCAGCUCUGGAAUCCAGGAUGCCAUUGGCCAAGGGGGUGGAGAAGUUGCCUCUAGAACCAGGGAGCUGGGGGACACUGUCAGCCACAGGCUUGGGGAAGCGGCCCGGACCCUGGAGAACACUGGGAACGAGGCCGGCAGACAGGUGGAGAACGCCAUCCACCACGGAGUGGAUGCGGCCCGCGGCGCUGAGGCUUGGGGAACAUCCGGAGGCCAUGGUGUGUUAGGCCAUAAUCAGGGCAAUCUUGGAGGCCCAGGGUCUCCCUGGGGUCAGGGACACCCCGGAGGCUCAGAAGGCAGCUUCGGAACCAACUCUCUGGGAGGGUACUCAGGCCAGGGAGGCAGUGGAGGGUCACAAAGCUUUGGGACCGAUGCUCAGGGAGCAGUGGCCCAGCCUGGCUAUGGUUCAGUGAGAGGCAGCAGCCAAAAUUCAGGGUGCACCAACCCCCCACCCUCCGGCUCCGGUGGAAGCUCUAGCAACUCUGGGGGAAGCAGCAGCUCACAGUCAGGCAGUGGCGGCAGCAGCCACGGUGGCAGUAGUCACGGUGGCGGCAGCAGUGGUGGCAGUAGUCAUGGUGGCAGCAGCAGUGGUGGCAGCAGUCACAGUGGCAGCAGCAGUGGCAAGAGUGGCAGUGGCAGCAGCUCUGGGUCCAGCCGGGAACGACAGCCAGAAAACUCCAGGGAAUUGGAUCAAAGCUUUUCAGUGUCCAAGGGAUCCGACUCCGGCCCUUCCUCAGGCAGCAGCAGUGGUGGCAGUGGUGGAUACAAGCCCGAGUGUGACAACCCAGGGAAUGAAGCGCGACAGGCUGGAGGAUCUGGGAGUCAGGAAAGCAGAGAGAACAGUCACCUCCUUGGGGGGUCCAAUCAUCAGGGGCAAGGGUCCAGUGGGGACAGUGGAAGAGGUGAUGCUGUCAGCGGUCUCAAUACCGUGAACUCUCAGACGUCUCCUGGGCUCUUCAAUUUCGACACUUUCUGGAAGAAUUUUAAAUCCAAAAUGGGUUUCAUUAACUGGGAUGCCAUAGAAAAGGGCCGAGUCCCGUCCCCCAGCACCCGAGCCCUCCUCUACUUCCGCCGCCUCUGGGAGAAUUUCAAACAGAGAACUCCUUUCUUCAACUGGAAAGAAAUUACUGAGGAUGCAGACGUGUACACAUUCCAGAAGAGGGCUGGUGGUGCUGAUCAGUUUCCUCAGCCUGGCUCAGGAAGGCAAGAGGUGCCAGCCGUAACUUCCAAGAACUACAAUUACAACCAGCAGGCAUAUCCCACGGCCUACUACGGGCAGGUCAAGACCCCUGCUAAGGGAGGAGCCACGAUUUCUUCCUCGGCUUCCCGGGUGCGACCCGGCCUGCUGCAGUGGGUGAAGUUUUGGUAGAAAACCACUUUGAGUCACUACUGAGACCUAUACACACCUGUCGGCAAGGAGUCUGACUGAGCUGCUCUCCAGCUGCCCCAGCCUGAGCCGCCCCGGCCUGGGUGCUGGCCUCCCAUCUUCUGGGCCGGACCUGGCUCACCUGUUCCUUGUUUCUUCCCACUCCACCGUGGUGUCUCCGUCACCACCAGCCUCAUGGGAGAAACCAGAUGCUUUCUUCAUUUGCUCCAUUUGUGACAUGAAAUCACCGUGACAAUUUUGCAGGGGGAAUUUUCUACUCUUGGGUUUCUCUGGGAAAUA
Molecule: messenger RNA, 1827 nt
Organism: Marmota flaviventris (yellow-bellied marmot)
Lineage: Eukaryota; Metazoa; Chordata; Mammalia; Rodentia; Sciuridae
Source: RefSeq, a predicted model, not a curated record